Molecule: messenger RNA, 1419 nt
Organism: Callorhinchus milii (elephant shark)
Lineage: Eukaryota; Metazoa; Chordata; Chondrichthyes; Chimaeriformes; Callorhinchidae
Gene: mrps5
Product: mitochondrial ribosomal protein S5
Exons: 11
Coding region: 32-1237 (401 amino acids)
Biological process (GO): translation
Cellular component (GO): ribosome
Molecular function (GO): RNA binding; structural constituent of ribosome
Source: RefSeq, a predicted model, not a curated record
GCUGCUUGUCGGGGUCCUGCUGUGGCUGGUGAUGGCGGCGGUUGGUGCUCGAGCUGCGAUCCUGAGUCUGAGAUCAGGUGGUAUAUCCGUGUCAGCAACUAGAAAGUGGACUAACUGCCCCUUCUUUCACUGCUCUUGGGUUCCACGUGCUGGAUUGCCAAUAUCUACACCACCAUCGUUUGUGUUGCAGCAGUUUAGGUACACCAGUUUCUUCAAUAAAUUGACAGCAGAUGAAUUAUGGCGAGGUGUGCUGGCAGAAACUGGGGCUGGAGCACGAAAGGGCAGGGGCAAGAGAACCAAGAGAAAAGUAAAGAAAGAUUUGAAUAGAGGACAGUUGGUUGGUGAGGGACGAGCUGGGUUCCUCUGGCCUGGUUUAAAUGCUCCGGUUGUGAAAGAUGGAACCAUUCAGUCAAUAGGAAAGCGAGAACAAGCGCAGCAGGAAGAGCUGCAGGCUGAAGUGUUUCGACAAAGGGAAGAAUGGGAAAAGAGGAGGGCAAUGAAAAUCAAAAGAGAAAGAGGCUGGACUGGCAACUCUUGGGGAGGAAUCAGCUUAGGUUCUCCUGAACCUGGGCCAAAUGGAGAAACCUAUGAAGAAUUUGACUCCAGGGUAAUUGAGGUUAAAAGUGUGUUCAACAUGACUGCAAAGGAAGGAAGGAAGCGAUCUGUCAGUGCUCUGGUGGUAGUUGGAAACAGAAACGGAGCUGCUGGUUUUGCAUUAGGCAAAGCAGCUGACCGAACAACUGCCCUUCGAAAGGCAAAGAAUCGAGCCAUUCACUACUUGUACUACAUAGAAAGGUACAAAGACCACACCAUUUACCACGAUAUAACAUCAACGUUCAAACGGACAACAAUCAAAAUGAAGAAAGAAAACUACGGGUAUGGAUUACGCUGCCACCGAGCUAUUACUACAAUAAGCAAGUUGAUUGGCAUUGAAGACAUGUACGCAAAGGUUCAAGGUUCAACAAAUCUAUUGAAUUUAACAAGAGCACUUUUUCAAGGAUUAUCAAAGCAGGAGACUCACGGAGAUCUAGCUGACAAGAAGGGACUCCAUGUAGUUGAGUUUCGAAGGGAGUGUGGACCUUUACCUCUGGUUGUUGCCUCCCCUCAUGGAGUGGUCAGGAAAGAGCCAGAGCCUGAAACCGAAGUACCAGAUACCAAGUUGGAUUGGAGUGAAGUCAAGGCAGCUCAGGGCAUGAGGCGGUCCCCCUGGGCCACUGUAAAGCGUGCGGUUUGGUGAGAACUUCAAAUUGAAGAGCAGGUACUGGGGAGGCAGUUCACUUACUGAAAUUGCAACUAAAAGGCAGAUAUCCCAGUUGGUAGCGCGCAAGAUUUCUGCAGAGCUCGGCGAAACACACAAUUCUAAUGUAUGUUUAAUAUCUUUCCUGAAUACAAGUAAAUAAAUGUAAGAAUAAAAUAGUU